Corylus avellana is the source of this 644-nucleotide messenger RNA. RefSeq names its product NADH-ubiquinone oxidoreductase-like protein (gene FRO1). The record is from RefSeq and is a predicted model, not a curated record. NCBI's taxonomy places the organism in Eukaryota, Viridiplantae, Streptophyta, Magnoliopsida, Fagales, Betulaceae. Gene Ontology annotation, biological process: electron transport chain.
CAUUUAGAGAAGGUGGUGGUUUCGUCGUAGUUAGAUUCGAUGGCGAGCUCUGUGCAACGCUUCUCGAGCCACGCGCGUGCUCUCCGGGCCACACUAGCGCCAUGGACCAGACCAUUCUCCGCCGACGCGUUGGUGGAGGUCUAUCCCGGAGAGAUCGGCAUAGUCUCGGGAAUCCCAGAUGAACACCUUCGCCGUAGGGUUGUCAUUUACUCGCCGGCUAGAACUGCGACUCAACAAGGAUCUGGAAAAGUUGGAAAGUGGAAGAUCAAUUUUAUGUCAACACAGAAGUGGGAAAAUCCAUUGAUGGGAUGGACAUCCACUGGGGACCCAUAUGCUAAUGUUGGUGAUGCUGGACUUGGUUUUGACAGUGAAGAAGCUGCAAAGUCAUUUGCAGAAAGGCAUGGUUGGGAUUAUGUGGUUAAGAAACACCAAACACCAUUAUUGAAGGUGAGGGCAUAUGCUGACAACUUCAGGUGGAAGGGCCCCCCAAAAACUGAAGAUUGAUAUAUGUCACCGAUGUUUUUUCUUGGUUCUAUCAUAAAGGCAAUGAGCCUUGAAGUUUUCUUUUUAGCACAUUCUUCCUUGAAAAGUCAUUUGCCCAAAAUGAGUUCCUUUAUCUUAAUAAAUGAGAGUUAUGAUGUGUA